AUGGCGGCGGAUAACAUGUCGGAAGAGGGGAAGAGGAGCGGCAGUUACAACCUAAGAAGCCUGGAGAACAAGAAAGGGGAAAACGCAGCCGGUAAUGGAGGAGACGCACAGAAAUCAAAAGAGGUAACACCUGGAAGAGCAAGUAGAGGUAGAAAGAAAAUGGACCCGAAAGAUAAGAAAGAGAAGAGGAAGGAUAGGGUACUUUCUGGGGUUAGGCGACUGGAGGACUUCUUGGGAGAGAAGACGGGGGAUGAGGAGAAUUCUCACUGGGAAAGGCCGGAGGAUGACCCGGAUGACCCAGAGAAUCCUGAAAGUGGCCAAGAGACCCAUGACAACCAGUCAGAGCAACAGGAAAGUGAGGAAGGAGAGGAAGUUGAGGAGGGCUUGGCUGUGGACAGUGUGACAGGAGAAGAGGCAGUGAUAAGUGAGNUAAAAAUACUCACCCCUCUUUUGGACACAUGA
Molecule: messenger RNA, 462 nt
Organism: Diachasma alloeum
Lineage: Eukaryota; Metazoa; Arthropoda; Insecta; Hymenoptera; Braconidae
Exons: 1
Coding region: 1-462 (153 amino acids)
Source: RefSeq, a predicted model, not a curated record